Molecule: messenger RNA, 934 nt
Organism: Zychaea mexicana
Lineage: Eukaryota; Fungi; Mucoromycota; Mucoromycetes; Mucorales; Lichtheimiaceae
Exons: 6
Coding region: 113-643 (176 amino acids)
Source: RefSeq, a predicted model, not a curated record
UUCCGAUACCUGCAUCGUUCAAGCAACGACUGACGGAAGCUCUCCCAAUUUAUGGGAGAUUAACGCUCAAUCUGGAGAAGAAGCAUCGAGAUCUAUGUGACCUGGAUGACGCAUGUCCCGCAUGCAGAUAUGCGUCUGGUCCCAAGAUCAUAGCUGGAGAUGGAAACCAGUCGCUACGUCGUUUGCUAAGACAAAGGAUCCGAAGGAAGUCGCCUUUGAAGGCCAAGAGGAAGUCGAUCGCCCGUGGGUCAAGCCGGAGCAAGUAAUUCAAUAUGAAAGCUCGACAACUGACGGAUGUGAGACUUGGCAAGCUCCCAACUUGAAGAAGAGAGUAAAAACAAGCCAUCUGGACCAGACAGGAGCAUUCGCGUGUACGUGUGGUCAUGGUCAUCCAGUGGCCAUCAUCGAUAUGAAUACGCCAGGCGAACAAUACACAUACAUGCUUAGCUGUCUACAGAAGGUGAUCGACUUACCCCUUUACGGAUCAAACAUCCGCAUCAUGUACGAUGUCGGUUGCAAGCUUCGUCCUGCUCUGCAGAGAACCGAUCGUCUACACAGCAUUAAGGAUGUUGACAUUGCUGUCGGCAUUUUUCAUAUAACCGGGCACAAUCCCGAAUGCCAAAUUCAUUUUACCCUCGUUUGAGGAUCGGCUUUGGGCUGCAAGAUGGUGAACAUCUAGAGAGACUUUGGUCAUUCCUCAACGGAUUUGUGUCUAUGACACGACAUAUGUCGUCUCUCAACAGACGACUCACGCUGACGAUUGCUCUGAACUUUUACGCCCAACAAAAAGAUGACAAUUAGGCCAAUACAUCCACCGCAGAUACGUACGCACACUCAAGCUUGAAGAAGAUGCGCUGAAAGCUCUAAGACAGUCGGGCGUUAAUGUCAAUGAUGAAGAAGCGAUGAAAGAGAUGGAAGAGAAAUGGGAUAGACA